Cucurbita moschata (crookneck pumpkin) is the source of this 593-nucleotide messenger RNA. RefSeq names its product basic blue protein-like. The record is from RefSeq and is a predicted model, not a curated record. NCBI's taxonomy places the organism in Eukaryota, Viridiplantae, Streptophyta, Magnoliopsida, Cucurbitales, Cucurbitaceae. Gene Ontology annotation, molecular function: electron transfer activity. The transcript is spliced from 2 exons. Gene Ontology annotation, cellular component: plasma membrane. Bases 85 to 477 code for a protein of 130 amino acids.
AUAUCUUUAUAACCAUCAUUUCCAAGCUUCAAUGGAACACAAUUGUUUUCCAUAUCUUUUUUGAGAGCUACUUCGGCUUCACGAAUGGCUCGACACGAGGGGAGCAGCGGAGCGGUUUCGAUGAGCACGGUGGCUGUUGCAAUGGCGUUGCUGCUGCUGCUUGGCUUCGAACAUGGCGAUGCUGCUACAACUUUUGUUGUUGGCGACUCGAACGGAUGGAACUUGGGCACGGAAGGAUGGCCUAAUGGGAAGGUGUUUAGAGCAGGUGACAUAUUAAGAUUCAACUAUAACCCAACAGUUCACAACGUGGUGGCAGUGGACGAGGGGGGUUAUAGAAGCUGCAUAGCUCCAAGAGGCGCCAAAGUGUUCAAUUCAGGCAAGGAUGAAAUCAUGCUCUCAAGAGGACAGAACUUCUUCAUAUGCACCACCCCAGGCCACUGCCAAGCUGGGAUGAAAAUUGCUAUCAAUUCCCUCUAGUUCUCGACCACCCCGUAUCGUUUACACAUCGAUCUCGAUGUAAAUGUUCUAAGUAACGACGAUUUGGAAACAUUGUGGAAAUAAAAUAAUUGAUAAUAAUUAAGUGUGGUUAUAUG